CGUGUGAUUUUGACGAACAUAUUUGUGUUUGUUGAAUACAAUUAGAUCGAUCGGAAACAACGUACAACGUUGUAAAGUUUGUCUUUUGUUUCCGUUGUUAAAAAGAAUCGAAGUGAGUGACAAGAAAGCAUGUUGCUGAGCGUCUUGAAGUCGAAAUUCGGUUAUGACGAUUUCAAAAAUGACAUUCAGAAGCAAGCUACUACCGCUAUUCACAAAGGAAAGCAAGAUGCAUUUGUAUGCAUGCCUACGGGCUCUGGGAAGUCUCUCUGUUUUCAAUUACCAGCGAUAAUGAAAGAGCAGAAAGUUGCAAUUGUCUUCUCACCGCUUUUAGCUUUGAUGAAGAAUCAAAUAGACUUUUUGGUGAGUAAGAAAAUAAAUGCCUGCUCUUUGAACUCCACUACUUCCAGCAAAGAGAGAAACACCAUUAUGAAAGAUUUACUGUCAGAUGCGCCAAAGAUAAAAUUAUUGUAUGUUACUCCUGAAAUGGGAGCGCAACGUCAUUUUCAGGAAACCAUAAUUCAAAUGCAAAAGAAAAAAACACUCUCAUAUUUCGUUAUUGAUGAAGCACAUUGUUUAAGCGAAUGGGGUCAUGACUUUAGACCAACUUACAGGCAAUUAGGAACUUUUAAAAAAUUGUGUUUCAAGAUACCUAUGAUUGCAUUAACAGCAACUGCUUCAAAACAGGUAAAGGACGAUAUUCUCCAAAGCUUGCAUAUGCAAGAUGCAGUGAUAUUUUCUCAACCGGUAUUUCGUGCUAAUUUAUAUUAUGACAUAUGGUUUCAAGAAAUGUUAGACAAACCAUUUAUACAUCUUAAAAACUUUAUUUUGGACGCACUUGGUCCCUCAGAUAAUUCUAUUCCUAUGCAUAAAAGAAAUUGUGGUAUCAUUUAUUGUCGAAAAAAGGAAGCAACUGAAAUUGUUGCGCAUAAAUUAACUCUUGCGGGUAUUUCUACGCUUGCGUAUCAUGGAAGCUUAAAAACUCAGGAACGUAAUGAAGUACAAAAUAAGUGGACGGCAGGUGAAGUACCUGUUAUCGCGGCAACAUGUAGUUUCGGGAUGGGUGUCGAUAAGGGAUCCGUUAGAUUUGUAGUUCAUUGGACAGUGCCUCAGAAUAUUGCAGCAUAUUAUCAAGAAUCAGGAAGGGCGGGCAGAGAUGGGAAGCCGGCAUUCUGCAGGAUUUAUUUUAGUAACGAAGAAUAUAGACCUAUUUCAUUCCUUAUCAAAGAGGAAAUUACUCAUAAGAACUCCGAUCUUGUGAAAAUUAAAUGGCAGAAUUUUGAGAAAAGUAUUGCAUACUGUUUAGAGGCAAAAUGUCGACAUGCAGUAUUCUCUAAAUAUUUCGGGGAUUCUCCACCAUCUUGCAAAAAUAGAUGCGACGUUUGUAAAAACAAGGAUGAAGUACAAGCAAGGAUUGCUCAAUUUGAGAUGUGUCAGACUAGAUCUAACAAAUCCCGAAGUAAUGUAGGCAGUGUAAUACAAAUGGGUUACAGUGAUGAUGAAAUGGAUACAUUCAAUGAACCACAAGAAUCGAGAGAGAGUAUAAUAGCAGCUGAAAAACGAGAAAGAAAAGAACUUAUUAUAGAGCAAUUUGCACUUCGGCGUGGUACAGCUAAAGAGGAUGAAGUGAGGCGACAAAACAUUAAGGAUGCGAAAGUGGCGCAUGUUUGUGCAGCUAGUAGUACAGAUAAAAAAAUAAAAGGUUUAACUGUUCAAAUUCGAGAACACUUUUACAAUGAAUUAAAAACAGCAUUACUUGAAAAUUAUCAAAAUUUGUGUACAGAAAUUAAUGAAGAACAGUUUGAAGAGAAAAAUAUGCACGAUGUGGCUAAUAGUAUAGAAUAUAAAAUAUUUUCUAGUUCCAAAGUACCAAAUAAGUACAAAUUUGAUAUGUCUAGAUUGAUUUCGUCGGUACGAAAAUGUACUAUUAAUAAUACUGUGUAUGAAGGAAUGAGUGACUAUAAUGAGACUGAAUUUCGUAACUCCGAAUUUGACUAUUCUAACAAUAUCGACAUAUCCAAUAGUGAACAAAUGACAAAUACAGUCAAAAUACAAUUUACCGGAAAUACUUAUUUAUCGAGUAGUCCUAAAGAGACUUUCACUUCUACUUUUAAAACUGCAUCAGAGAUUAUAAAGGAGGAAAGAUUACGAUUAUCUACUUUAGACAAAGAUAGAAAGGCUCAAUCUUUAGAAUUAUCUGCUAAUAAUAAUGCACAAAGAAGUACAUCCAAAAACGAUAAAUUACAGAUGUCAGGUUUUGUUUGUGCGCGAAAAAUUCACGAGGGUGAUAUGAUUAAUUCUAAUACAAGUUCUUCUAAAUCAAAAGUUCAUAGAAACAAGACAGAUAAGACUGCAAAAAGAGCAGCUAAAACAGUUUACGAGCAGAUUUUAGCACAGUCAUCAUCAAAGAAGACUGUGGAAGAAAGGAAAGAUGUUCCUUUUAAGGCAGAAUUGAAAGUAGAUAAUGUUAAUUCUAUUAAAACUAAAAAUGAAGUUAAAAGUGAAAGUAAAAAUAAAAGGGGUUAUGAAUACGUUGAAUGUCAUGAGAAUGACAUAAAAUUUGCUAAGAAAAAAAGAAUUGUACAUGACGAUUAUGUUGAUAAAACUAGUGAUAAUAUAUCCGAUAAAAAUAACGAUAAAAAGAUUUUAAAUGACAAAAUUAUGAAAAUGAUCAGAAAAAGUACAGAUACAGUUAUUAAUACUAUAAAUGAUAAUUUAUCGAGAACGACACAAGAUAACACAGAAAAGCAUUUUGAAAUAAAAACUAAUGCGGAAUUAAAAAGGAAGGAGGAAACUACACAUUUGUCUCGUUCAAAAUCUCAUAAAAAUAGUAGUAGUAACAGACCGAAAGUACCUGCAGACAAAGCUACACAAUUUAAAACUGCAGAAAUUUUAAAGUCGUAUCUAAUGAAGUACUACCCGUCAGAACGGCUUCCGGAUAGGGCGACAUUUACGAAAACUUGCAGAGAAAUGCACUAUAAUAUGCUACAUAAGAAAAUAUUUGAUAAAGAAGGAAUACACGACUUUGUUGUAAAUUUUAUGAGUCAGUCUUAAAUGUGUUUAUUUCACGUUUAACGUGCUCCUACUAUUUGCUGAUCUACUGACUCGAUCACAUAUACCUAUAAUUACACCAUCGUCAGAUUCGGAUCGCCAGAG
Messenger RNA from Mycetomoellerius zeteki, 3153 nucleotides. RefSeq names its product ATP-dependent DNA helicase Q5. Gene Ontology annotation, molecular function: nucleic acid binding; four-way junction helicase activity; ATP binding. Gene Ontology annotation, cellular component: chromosome; nucleus; cytoplasm. Gene Ontology annotation, biological process: double-strand break repair via homologous recombination. The transcript is spliced from 15 exons. The coding region runs from base 130 to 3051 and encodes 973 amino acids. The record is from RefSeq and is a predicted model, not a curated record. Lineage: Eukaryota; Metazoa; Arthropoda; Insecta; Hymenoptera; Formicidae.